AUGGAGUGUCCUCAUUUGAGCUCGAACGUCAGCUUUGCUGGCGGCGACUUCGGGCUGCCUAACGGUGCUCCUUCGUCCUGGUGCUGCAGCGUUUGCCGAUCGAAUAAAAGUCCCUGGCUCUGCCUAACCUGCCUGGUGGUCCACUGUGGAAGAUAUGUGAAUGGGCAUGCAAAGAAGCACUUUGAAGAGAGCCACUUGUCCAACAGCGGCCAAAGGAAGGCUGACAAACAGGAGAAAGAGAAAAGUCAACAUUCAGUUUGCAUGGAUUCUGGAAACUAUAGUCUCUUCUGUUACAGAUGUGAUGAGUUUGUUGUCAAUGACACCAAACACGGGCAUGUGCAAAAGGUGCGGGAACAUCUCCAGAGCUUGGAAAACUCAGCCCUGAUUGGUGACAGACAGAGGAAAAGAAAACUUCAAGAUGGCCAAGACCCAGACAAAAAAAUUCUGAAAGAGAAUGAUGGGGCUGCUUUGGGUGCCACUGGCCUGCGUAACCUAGGAAACACGUGUUUUAUGAAUGCUAUUCUUCAGUCGCUCAGCAACAUUGAGCAGUUCAGCUGCUAUUUCAAGGGGUUGCCGGCAGUGGCGCUACGUAGCGGCAAGACGGCCGGAAGGAGGAUGUACCACACUCGCAGUCAAGGGGACACCAGUGUGUCACUGGUAGAAGAGUUAAGAAAGACCUUUUCUUCCCUCUGGCAAGGGAACCAGACUGCCUUCAGCCCCGACUCCUUAUUUUACGCAGUGUGGAAAAUCAUGCCAAGCUUCAGAGGCUAUCAGCAGCAAGAUGCCCAUGAGUUCAUGCGUUACCUGUUGGACCAUCUGCACAGGGAGCUCCAGCACAGUCAAAACGGGGCAGCGGAGCCCAGCUUGCCUCGGGACGGGCUCCGGCUGUCCGGUGCUGAUGGAAAGAGCUGCUCAAACGGCACUCCCAGCGUCGUGACAUCUAUUUUUGGUGGGAUCCUUCAGAAUGAAGUCAACUGUUUGAUAUGUGGGACUGAAUCUCGGAAGUUUGACCCUUUUCUCGAUCUGUCUCUGGACAUUCCCAGUCGGUUUAGACAAAAGAGGAGCAAGGAUCAAGAGCCAGGUCCAACGUGCACCUUGCGUGAAUGCUUACGAAGCUUCACUGACCUGGAAGAGCUGGAUGAAACAGAGCUGUACUAUUGUCAUAAGUGUAAAAAACGACAAAAAUCCACCAAGAAGUUCUGGGUUCAGAAACUUCCAAAGGUUUUGUGCCUUCACUUGAAAAGGUUCCACUGGACUGCCUUUUUGAGAAAUAAAGUGGACACUUAUGUGGAAUUUCCACUGAAAGACUUGGACAUGAAGGGCUUUUUACUCGAGCCUGACAAUUUGUUAGCGGGGAGCUAUAUGUAUGACCUGGCGGCCAUUGUAGUGCAUCAUGGAUCUGGGGUGGGCUCGGGCCACUACACGGCCUACGGCAGCCACAAAGGGCGCUGGUACCACUUCAAUGACAGCACGGUGACGCUCGUCAGCGAGGAAACGCUGAGGAAGGCCAAGGCAUACAUCCUCUUCUACACGGAGAGAACCGAGCAGGCGGCGGGAGACAAGUGUUCUGCUGAGGUGGACACUGUUUCGAAACAGCUGUUGAGUGGUUUGUCGUCACAAAACGUAGAUGCAGGCUCGCUGCAGGAAUCGGACGUAGUUGGAACGGCAUCAACUGAAACCUCCACGCACGAUGAUGACGUUGAAACUGCGAUACAGUGA
This is a messenger RNA of Nerophis lumbriciformis (worm pipefish), 1719 nucleotides long. The record is from RefSeq and is a predicted model, not a curated record. NCBI's taxonomy places the organism in Eukaryota, Metazoa, Chordata, Actinopteri, Syngnathiformes, Syngnathidae.